Molecule: messenger RNA, 4273 nt
Organism: Physeter macrocephalus (sperm whale)
Lineage: Eukaryota; Metazoa; Chordata; Mammalia; Artiodactyla; Physeteridae
Gene: NPLOC4
Product: NPL4 homolog, ubiquitin recognition factor
Exons: 17
Coding region: 50-2080 (676 amino acids)
Biological process (GO): ubiquitin-dependent protein catabolic process
Cellular component (GO): nucleus
Molecular function (GO): ubiquitin binding; ubiquitin protein ligase binding
Source: RefSeq, a predicted model, not a curated record
AUUUGCCGGCGCGGCCUGCAGUGAGGCCCAGCGGCCCGCCCUUCUCUUCAUGGGCCGGCCGGGUGGCUGGGCUCCUGACCUCCUCUCUCCAGCUCCUCCCGUCCCCGGCCGACGGGGGAGGCCGGGCCGUCCGCGGGGUGUGGGUUGUGCCGGCCUUUCCAUUCCUGGUCGCGGGGGUCGCGCUUGGAGGGGCUGCAGUUCCUCGGGGCCGGGGCUACGAUCCCUCCUCGCCUCCUGUCCGUCUGUCUUGCCUCCUUCCGUCGCCCCAAUAAUUCGUGUUCAGUCCCCAGAUGGGGUGAAGCGGAUCACAGCAACAAAGAGAGAAACAGCUGCAACAUUUUUGAAAAAGGUCGCAAAGGAGUUUGGCUUCCAAAAUAACGGCUUCUCGGUUUACAUCAAUAGAAACAAGACUGGAGAAAUAACAGCGUCAUCUAACAAAUCCCUCAACCUGCUGAAGAUCAAGCAUGGAGAUUUGUUGUUCCUGUUUCCCUCGAGCCUUGCUGGACCGUCGUCUGAGAUGGAGACAUCGUCCCCACUGGGGUUAAAGGCCUGUGGUGCUCCCAACGUGGUGGAAGAUGAGAUCGACCAGUACCUCAGCAGGCAGGACGGGAAGAUCUACAGGAGCCGUGACCCACAGCUGUGCCGACAUGGGCCUCUGGGGAAGUGCGUGCACUGCGUUCCUCUAGAGCCUUUCGACGAGGACUACCUAAAUCACCUGGAGCCUCCCGUGAAGCACAUGUCCUUCCACGCCUACAUCCGGAAGCUGACCGGAGGGGCCGACAAAGGGAAAUUUGUUGCCCUGGAGAACAUCAGUUGCAAGAUUAAAUCAGGGUGUGAGGGACACCUUCCAUGGCCUAAUGGCAUCUGUACUAAGUGCCAGCCAAGUGCCAUCACGCUGAAUAGACAGAAAUACAGACAUGUGGACAACAUCAUGUUUGAGAAUCAUACAGUUGCUGACCGCUUCCUUGACUUCUGGAGGAAGACAGGGAACCAGCACUUCGGGUACUUGUAUGGACGGUACACGGAGCACAAAGACAUUCCUCUUGGUAUCAGGGCUGAAGUGGCUGCGAUUUAUGAACCUCCUCAGAUUGGUACACAGAAUAGCUUGGAGCUUCUUGAGGACCCAAAGGCUGAGGUGGUUGAUGAAAUUGCUGCCAAACUUGGCCUGAGGAAGGUUGGCUGGAUAUUUACAGACCUUGUCUCGGAAGAUACCCGAAAGGGUACAGUUCGAUAUAGUCGAAAUAAGGACACCUAUUUCCUGAGUUCAGAAGAAUGUAUCACUGCAGGAGACUUUCAAAAUAAGCAUCCCAACAUAUGUCGACUCUCUCCAGAUGGACAUUUUGGAUCCAAGUUUGUUACUGCAGUGGCUACAGGUGGCCCCGACAACCAGGUGCACUUUGAAGGGUACCAGGUGUCCAAUCAGUGCAUGGCGCUGGUCCGAGAUGAGUGCCUGCUGCCCUGCAAGGACGCCCCUGAGCUCGGCUACGCCAAGGAGUCCAGCAGCGAGCAGUACGUGCCUGAUGUGUUUUAUAAGGACAUAGACAAGUUUGGCAACGAGAUUACCCAGCUGGCUCGCCCCCUGCCCGUGGAGUAUCUGAUCAUAGACAUCACAACAACUUUCCCCAAGGAUCCAGUUUAUACUUUUUCUAUUUCACAAAAUCCAUUUCCUAUUGAAAACCGGGAUGUAUUGGGUGAAACACAGGACUUCCACAGCCUGGCCACCUACCUGUCUCAGAACACCUCAUCCGUGUUCCUGGACACUAUCUCGGAUUUCCACCUCCUGCUAUUCCUGGUCACCAAUGAUGUCAUGCCUCUGCAGGACAGCAUCAGCUUGCUGCUGGAGGCCGUGAGGACCAGAAAUGAGGAGCUCGCCCAGACGUGGAAGAAGUCUGAGCAGUGGGCCACCAUCGAGCAGCUCUGCAGCACAGUCGGUGUGCAGCUUCCAGGCCUCCACGAUUACGGAGCCGUCGGGGGCUCUGCACACGCCACCUCGGCCGCCAUGUGGGCUUGUCAGCAUUGCACCUUCAUGAACCAGCCAGGCACCGGCCACUGCGAGAUGUGCAGCCUCCCCAGGACCUAGGGCUCCCGGGCCCUGCUGCCCAGACUGGGCCCACCCUAGCCCUCUCUGAAGCCAGGAUUGUUGCAACCAUGCCCCACCGCAGGCAGCCCUGAAGGCGAGGCGGGGGCGGCUGCCCUGGGGGUCUCUGACCCAUGAAGCUCCUCAGCACCAGGCUUCCCUGGAGGGAGGGAGCCAGGCUGGUGCUCUGUGGGCUGAAACCAGUCUCUUGGUGGAGGCACCGUAUGGCCCUAUCCGGAUGCCCUGCAGCAGCUCCCACUGUGGUAGAAGGACUAGGUGCCUCUAAAUCAUCACCUGGAAUUGAGGGGGUGGGAGGGCUUGCUGGCACCAUCCAGCUUUCUUUUUUCCUUCCUUUUGGAUGCUUUUGGUUCCUGCCCCUCCCAUGUUUUUGGUUGGGAGCUCUUGGUGACCUCUGUACCCCGUUGCUCUGGGGCAGGCCCUGCCUGUGAGGGCCACCUCUUCCCCUUCCAGUAGCCAUCGUGCGGUGGAAAUGCGUGGCCACAGGCUCGCUGGUCUCCCGUCCGCUUGGUCUGCAGGUGAAUCUGCUGCCUGCCCUUUUUUGCUCUCACCCAGCGUCCAGGGGGGAUUUUAAAGUCUGCUUUGGUUGUAAUAACAGUUAUCAGUAAUUCCUGCGAAGAAGACUUUUAUUUAUUUUUUUUUAAGAUAAAAACUGCAUAAAAGGAGAGUGAGAGACUAGUUUCCACCUUCGUCCCUCCUUCAGUGAGUCCCUGGAGGUGUGUGCAGGCUGGGUGGGUGGACGGGGGACCCACAGUCAGGUCUCCUCACAAAUGAACCUCAGUGCCUGAGACUUUCCUGCCAAGCCACAUGGCUGGGACGGGUGCAGACCCAGGUAGUCCAAGCAGGAACCUAGUGCUGGCUCCCACUAAGCAGGCAGCCUUUCCGGGGGGCCAGCACUGCUGACCAGGCCUGCAUGGGGUGAGCUGGGUGGCCCAGGCAGGGCUGGAAGCUCUGGUCCCCUUCACCCCACACACCCUUCCUGUUGCCCUGCCCGGGCCCUGGCCUCUGGCACGGUGAUGUGGCCCCAGUACAGGCCGGGCCACAGUACAGCAGCUGUGGGGCUGCUGCAGGGACAUUGGAAAGUAGGUACUGUGCUGAGGUAUGGGUCCAGGCUAUCCCAGGACAAAGGUUGUGGUCAGACUUUGCAUGUGCUCUGGGGUCCCUGUGUUUCCUCUGUGGUUGGGCUCCAGUCUGGCCUUUCCCCAGGAGCCGUGGACAUCCUGAUGCCUCUUUGCCUUAACAAGAGCCGUAUCUCUGAGCUGCACUGCACCCACCCAUGGGAGAGGCUGACCCAGACACAGGCUGCUUGGGGACUUCAUGUCUCUGUCCUAGGGCAGGAGGCAAGCCUGUGUGACCCUCCCUCGCCCUUGGCCUGUGAACAGAGAGCACUUGGGCAUGUGUUCACCUGUGGCAAGGGCUGUGCCUGGCACUCAGGUCCACCUGGCGUGGGACACCAAGUGGCCAGUGGGGUUGGGUCUGGCUACAGCAGAUCUGUUCUGGGGAGCAGGAGGUGCAGAGCCCCCUGUUUCCCCAGUUCAUCUGUGACCACGUGCCAGCAAGCUGGGAGGACCAUCUGCCCCAAGUCAUCUGCUCCUUUGAUCAGAUGUGAGUCUGCAGUGGGAGCAGGAGGGCGCUGACCUCAGACCUCGCGGCCCCCGCCGUUCCUCCUGUACUUGCUCUGGUCUUUACCGAGCUAAUUUCCUUUUCUCUUUGACCACUGUCCUACUCACCCUGAAGUUCUGGCAUCUGCAUAGUUCAUUUCCUUUUAUCUUUUAGCUAAAGAAAAAGUGUUGUGAUUUCUCUGCUUCUGGUUUUGAGUCACUCUUUAUUCAGUAAUGCACUUUAUUUUGUCCAAAGAGAGUCGGGGGUCAACAUAAGGAGUGGGGGUACCCUGCCAGCAGGCUUGGGCCCAGGCAACUUAGCCAUCUCCUCUUGCCUAGGGGAGGGGCCCCCAGCUCCACCUUCAUCCUACCUGCCCUUGUGUGGACACACCCUCUCAUGCCACCAGGCACCAGGCACUGUAGCUCAGCGAGGGGGGACUAGGUGCCCAGCCUCCACCAACCAGUCUGCUCCCAGUGCUCCCCACUUGGGGCUUGCAGGUGUGUGUCAGUUGGGUUUGCAGUAGCGUUGCCUGGACUCCAGCCCUGCAGUUGAACCAAUAAAAGCACCUGAAGCGAC